Encephalitozoon cuniculi GB-M1 is the source of this 1014-nucleotide messenger RNA. Its product is annotated as tyrosine--tRNA ligase TYS1. NCBI's taxonomy places the organism in Eukaryota, Fungi, Microsporidia, Unikaryonidae. The transcript has a single exon. The record is from RefSeq and is marked provisional. Bases 1 to 1014 code for a protein of 337 amino acids. Gene Ontology annotation, molecular function: ATP binding; tyrosine-tRNA ligase activity. Gene Ontology annotation, biological process: tyrosyl-tRNA aminoacylation.
AUGAGCGUCGAGCAGAAGCUGUAUCUAAUUACAAGAAACCUCCAGGAGAUACUGGGUGAGGAGGAACUGAAGAGGAUUGUUUCUGAAAGAGAGCUAAAUGUCUACUGGGGGACUGCAAUAACCGGAAAGCCUCAUAUAGCAUAUCUGGUCCCCCUGAUGAAGAUAAAGGACUUUGUGGAUGCUGGAUGCAACGUAAAGAUUUUAUUUGCAGAUAUCCACGGGUUUCUGGAUAAUCUCAAGGCACCCAUCGAGAAAGUCCAGCAUAGAUGCGCAUACUACGAGAAGCUAAUCAAGUCUGCGCUGAAGAUGCUGUGCGUCGACCUCGAUAGAAUCCAGUUUGUCAAGGGCAGCGAGUUCCAAAAGUCUGAGAGAUACACAAUGGACCUGUAUCGGAUUCUAUCCAUAACAUCCAAGCACGACGCAAAAAAAGCCGGAGCAGAGGUUGUCAGGCAGGUGGAAAACCCGAUGGUAAGCUCGUUGGUGUAUCCGUCGAUGCAGGCUCUUGACGAGGUGCAUCUGUCUGUGGAUGCACAGUUCGGAGGAGUCGACCAGAGAAAGAUAUUUACAUAUGCUAGGAAAUACCUCCCGCUUCUCAACUACGAGAAGAGAAUACACUUGAUGAGCCCAAUGCUUCCGGGGCUGAACUCAGACAAGAUGAGCAGCUCCGACGACCUUUCGAAGAUUGACCUUAUGGACAGCAAGGAAGCCAUCUGGAGAAAGAUAAGAAAAUGCUUCUGCGAGGAGGGAAACAAGGACAACGGCCUGAUGAUGAUUUUUUCCCACAUUGUCUUCCCCAUCCUUCAGCUCAAGGGAGAGUGUGUUAGAAUUACCGAUAGAGAUGGAAGGGAGAUGGCCUUUGAAAAGUACCAGGAGUUUGAGGAGGAGUUUGUCAGGAAAUCGAUCCAUCCCGGAGACCUCAAGAGUAAUGCAGCACGACUUAUUGAUGAGAUUAUCAGGCCCAUAAGAGAAGAGAUGGAGAAGGACUUGGACAUGGUCAGAGAGGCCUACAAUUAA